Molecule: messenger RNA, 324 nt
Organism: Ostreococcus lucimarinus CCE9901
Lineage: Eukaryota; Viridiplantae; Chlorophyta; Mamiellophyceae; Mamiellales; Bathycoccaceae
Product: F-ATPase family transporter: protons (vacuolar)
Exons: 2
Coding region: 1-324 (107 amino acids)
Biological process (GO): proton transmembrane transport
Cellular component (GO): vacuolar proton-transporting V-type ATPase complex
Molecular function (GO): proton-transporting ATPase activity, rotational mechanism
Source: RefSeq, a predicted model, not a curated record
AUGGACGCGUCGCGAGAUGGGAUCUCGAAGCUCAUGCUCGCGGAGAAAGAGGCGCAGGCGAUCGUGAGCGCGGCGCGCGAAGAGAAAACGGCGCGGUUGCGCGCUGCGGUGGAGGAGGCGAAGGGGGAGAUCGCGGCGUACAGGGCGGAGCGGGAGGCGCGGUACGCGCGCAUGGUGGCGGAGCAAACCGGGAACAAGGCGGAGACGGAUUCGAGGUUGAAAGCGGAGUACGAUGAGGAGAUGGCGAAGCUUCAAGCGAAAGUGAGCGCGGCGAAGUCGACUGUGGUUCACGAUUUGCUCUCGGCGGUGAAAGAUGUGAAAUGA